UCGAUAGGAAUACAACGACUGCGGUGGCCGCGGGCUUUUAUUUCUUGAAUCGAACCUGUUCUUUUCCUGCUCUUUACGUUUUCAAAGAUUCGAUUCUUCGUGGAAGGCGAUUGCUUCGCUCCGUCUCCACUCCUUUUCUCCUUCACUUGCUACCAUCUUAUUCCCACCCAGCGCUAUUCUUUCUUUCUUAGAAUUUGGAAUCUCACAAUGAUUCAUUUGAGAUUUCGAUCAUGGAGGUAACGAAUCUGGAAUCGGUUCAGCUCAUUUCCCUCUGACUGAAGUUAUUAGGAAAGACGGUUAGAGAAGAACAUAAUAGGGAUCAAGAACAAUGUUCGAGAGUUUUGUGCAUAUUGAGAAGAGCUACCAGUACGGAUCGACGGAAGCUGCGGCCGCGGCGCUAUCAAGAGACCCGAAACCGCGGCUUCGGUGGACGCCGGACCUGCAUGACCGCUUCGUCGACGCCGUCUCCAAGCUUGGCGGACCUGAUAAAGCAACACCAAAGUCGGUGUUGAGAGUGAUGGGCAUGAAGGGAUUGACACUUUAUCAUCUCAAGAGCCAUCUGCAGAAAUAUAGACUUGGAAGGCAAGCCCGCAAAGAGACUGGUCUUGAUGGUAUCAAAGAUGGUAAACCAAGUAAAGCAAGUUUCAACUCUUCUGCAUGCAACAUUGUUUCUAGCGGGAGCACUGGAGGAGAAAUCCAGCUAACCGAGGCACUAAGAUAUCAGAUCGAGGUGCAAAGUAAAAUUCAUGAACAGCUUGAGGUGCAAAAGAAGCUCCAGUCAAGAAUUGAGGCUCAAGGGAAGUACUUGCAGGCAAUAUUAGACAAGGCCCAGAAGGGCCUCUCCUUUGACACAAACAACAACAACAAGAACAUGGAAGCUGCCAGAGCCCAGCUCAAAGACUUCAACCAAGCACUUUCUGGUUUGAUGGACAAUGUUAACCAGUUCUGUAUUUCUAAGGGUUCUACAGAAUUGGAUAAAGUGACUGCUAAUGUAAGCCUUAACAGUUCUCCAACAAAUUCUGCCUUCCGGCUCUAUCAAGAAGAGGAGUCUCCUCAUAACCUAAAGUUUUCUUCACAUAGAGGAUCUCUCCUAUUGGAUUUGAAUCUUAAAGGUAACCAGGAUUUCUUUAGUGGGAAUAUAGGUAAUGACUUAGAUCCGCAAAUGCAUUUGCAAAUAAGGUAACCAUUGAUCCUGCAGUCCCAGUCUUCUUGAGCUACAAAUUUUCCAAAAGUUGCAAUUUAUGGAAGUUUUUGUUGUGUAUAAAUACUAUUUGAAUAAGUUGCUUGGCUUCAGAAGGUUGAAGAAAUUUACUCCUGUAAAUGUUACAGUUAUAAAAUUGAUGAGCCAUGAAAUCUCUUGCAGUAAAAGACUAUACAUUUUGUUCC
Molecule: messenger RNA, 1386 nt
Organism: Dendrobium catenatum
Lineage: Eukaryota; Viridiplantae; Streptophyta; Magnoliopsida; Asparagales; Orchidaceae
Product: myb family transcription factor PHL11
Exons: 6
Coding region: 329-1183 (284 amino acids)
Molecular function (GO): DNA-binding transcription factor activity; DNA binding
Source: RefSeq, a predicted model, not a curated record